Molecule: messenger RNA, 1167 nt
Organism: Glarea lozoyensis ATCC 20868
Lineage: Eukaryota; Fungi; Ascomycota; Leotiomycetes; Helotiales; Helotiaceae
Product: NAD(P)-binding Rossmann-fold containing protein
Exons: 4
Coding region: 1-1167 (388 amino acids)
Molecular function (GO): oxidoreductase activity; zinc ion binding
Source: RefSeq, a predicted model, not a curated record
AUGGCAGAGGCUCACCAUCAAAAGAUAAUGAAGGCCGUCAAGUGGGACAAGGAAAACCGUUCGGUCAAAGUCGAGAAGGUCAAGGUGCCCAAAAUUCAGCACCCUCUCGAUGCAAUCGUGCGCAUCACUAGUGCUGCUAUUUGCGGAACCGACUUGCACACGACAAGAGGUCGAAUUGAAAUGGACGACCACUUGACAUUUGGCCAUGAAUCUAUGGGAAUCAUUGACCAAAUCGGAGACGAUGUUUCCUCUGUCAAGGUUGGAGACAGAGUCGUGAUUUCUGGGCUUGCCAACAAAAUUGGUCCGAAUGGGUCCUCUAUUUUGUACGGAACCUUUGGCACCGGGGACUAUGGUGUGGCAGAAACCGCGAGUCAGGAGGACGGUGGCCAGGCAGAGUUUAUGCAAGUUCCUUACGCUGAUGAUAAUCUCUUCCCGGUGCCAGCCGGAAAAGGAAGUGAACUCGAUUAUUUGCUCUUGGCAGACAUAUUUCCAACUGCUUGGUUUGCUUUGGAGCGUGCUGAACAAGUCAUUGGCGAUACUGUUGUCGUGUUUGGCGCCGGCCCUGUUGGACUUUUGUGUGCAUACUCUGCUUUUCUCCGAGGUGCCGUUCGAGUUUACAGUGUAGAUAAUGUCCCGGAGAGAUUGGCAAAAGCAAAAAGUAUCGGUGCAAUUCCUAUCAAUUUCAGUCACGGACCAGCCGAUGAACAAAUCCUCAAACUUGAACCUCAAGGUGUUGACAGAUGCUGCGACUGUGUUGGGUUUGAAUGUCUUAAUGAAAAGGGCGAGAAUGUGGAGAAUACAGUGAUCAACUGGGCUGUCAAUGUGACGAGACUUUAUGGAGGAAUCGGCCAGAUCGGUGUAUAUGUGCCUAAAGACAUAGGUGCAAAGGAUCCAGCAACCAUGAAAGGCAUUCUACCAUUUCCAGUAGGGCUGAUGUGGGUGAAAGGAAUCUCCCUCAAAGGCGGUGCAGUGCAGCUCAGACUGUAUCAAGACGUUCUCUUGAAGUUGAUCCAAAGCGGAAAGGCAAAGCCAAGCUUCGUCUUCACGAACAAAUUCAACAUUGACGACGCGGUCAAGGCAUACGAUGACUUUGGCAAUCGUAAGCUGAUCAAGGCUGUCUUUCAGUUCCCAUCGAAGGAGCACAGUGAAGCGGAGGCUGAGAACUAG